AGGUCAACUGUCGAACAAUACCGCGACAAUUACGCCAGAUACCAGCCCGAACCCGCGGAGCCUCAAGCGUUCUCGCUCGCCGGAAACAUACGAUACAGGCGAUCAGCUUGUUGGAGAUGACGGUAUGUGGUCGCCAGUGAUUGAUGGGUUCCACAUCUAUCUGAUUCCUUUGCGACUGCCAUGUGCUGUGCGACUGCAAAUUAUGACAAGUUUACUGAUGAUGUUUCAUUUUAGGUGACUCAAAGCCGCGAAAACGAGGGCGGCCGAUGAAGUCAAGACCUCCAGGUGUUCCAGAGAGUCCGAUACAAUCCUCAAUGCCUCUGUCACAGCUUCCCCCGCAAACCCCUCAGUCGCAGACUGUACCCCUUCCCUCUCAAUUAACGAACAUUACUCCUACUCAAGCGUCGCCACCAAAGACCACUCCCACCAAGACCGUCAUCAAGGCACUGCCAACCGUGAGAGACCAUACAACUGACCAGCUGGGACCGGAAGGAGAUGAAUACAUCCCGCGAGAAUAUGAUGAGGCGGGCGAGAAGAAGGUCACAGCUACUGGACAGCUUCUAGACGGGCGCGAUUACAGAUGCCGGACAUUUUUUGUGCCAAAUAGAGGAGAUAAACUGUUCAUGCUAGCCACUGAGUGCGCGAGGGUCCUAGGAUAUCGAGAUUCGUACUUGCUUUUCAACAAGAAUAGGUCGUUGUACAAGAUUAUUGCUACUCAGGCGGAGAAGGAGGAUCUGAUCCACCAGGAGAUCCUACCAUUCUCUUAUCGCUCGCGACAGAUUGCUAUAGUCACGGCUCGGUCCAUGUUCCGACAGUUUGGAAGCAGAGUCAUUGUCAAUGGACGGAGGGUACGGGAUGACUACUGGGAGACCAAAGCCAAGAAGCAAGGCUUCACCGAAGAAGAUCUUGCUGGAGAAAAGAGGCCAGGCGCUGCCAAAGCCAGGGACGCUGCCGCCGCAGAGGCUAAUGCAAGCGCGUCUUUGACGCUAGCCCACCAUGGUGACAUAGUCUACAGCAACAAUCCUGGACAUUUUGGCGGUGUCCAUCCCCAACCACAAACUGUCCAGCCUGGCCUCAUGGGAAUUCCAGGCGGAGUAGCUCCCCUUCCCAUGAUCACGCUGGCACCGGAGCAGCCUGACAUGCGUCAACGAGACUUUAGCAACAUUCAACGGCCCCGCCAGGAGAUCACUGGCCCAGCGUACCAGGACCGCACACAGACCAGCCCUCCCCAGGAGCUCCUUACGCAAGCUCACCAUGCUGCUGAGUACAAUAAAUCGGUGAAUUUGCAACGAAACAGGAGCAGUGAGUAUCUCGACCAGCGCUGGAGACAGCGCCACGAAGCUCCACCUCCCAACAUUGCACCACAACCAGUGGGGACCAACGAUGGCCUGCCACCCACACAAGCUUUGCAAUCCCCACGCACCACGCAGACUGGUGUUCAGCAACCGAGUCUGCCUCAGCAAACUUCUCAUCACAUGAUAGCAGCUCAAUCAUAUUCACAGCCUCCGCAUCAGCCAAAUCCAGUAGCCCAGAGCCCGAUGAGAACGGCACCUCCAAGUACCAUGCGACCGGAUCAAAUGGGAAGAUCACCAGGCCUCCCACUCGGACCAAGCGGACUUGGACAAGGAAACACUUAUAACUUCCAACAAAAUCAAAUGUGGCCACCUUCCCAACCCCAGCAAUCUCCGCAACAUUUCCCUGGAUAUGCCUCUCAUGGUUCUCAGCAAUCCCCUCACAUUCAACAAUUGCCACAUCAGCCUCCACCACAGCUUCGCCAGUCUGGAAGCAACCCUCAGAUGCAGCCAGCUUUGCAGUAUCCAGGUAUGCAAGGCAUGGGCCAGAGCUAUCCAGCACCAGGUCGUGGCCUUUACCAGCCUGACCAAGGUUCACAGCAGUUCAUGCAACCAAACACAUCUGGUCCUCAGCCUGGACCUCAAGGCUGGGCAGGGCAGCAACCACCAGGAGGAUCUGGUGGUAAUUGGGGUUAUCAAUGAGAACAAAACUCGAAAACUACCGAUCACUACGUCUUACGAACUUGACCGAGAGAUGAGUACAAAUACACAUGACAUAAAUGUAUUGUGUAUGGCAUCAUGAACAUUCAAAAUAACAAAGUGUGAUCAGCUUCUGCAGGAGGGAGGAUAUAAUGGAGGAUAUGGUAAUUUGUCGUUUCCGCGAGUAUCCGUCUGGUUGCAUCAAGCCAGUAGAGGAGUUGGCGCCAGUAAUUGAUCGAGGUGGAUCUUCUUUCUUCUCCGGCUUUGCUGCUUUCUUGUACAGUACAGCGUUUUCUCGUUGUUGUUUUUCGCGGUUGAUAUACCUCUGUUCUGCUUCUAAUGGCUGUCGUACGUGGAACCUCUUAUUUCCUUGACAUCAUUUCACUUCUGGCUCUGUCUGGUAAGGGCCAAGGCUGUGGCCGUCUUCGGACUGUUGACCAUUUCAUUUUAGCUUCAUUGGAAGGAUAACGUGUACUCGGCACAUUUGGCAUUCGAGCUUUUAGCUUGUUUGAGAGCAUUGCAAGGUUUGUUGGAAAGUGUUUUUGGGGUUUGGGUUUGGGUAUACACAUGUCUGCAUUGCAUUGCAUUCCAUUGCAUUUGCAGGUGGCUUGGCUCAUUUGUUACUGAACUCUGGGCGGAGUUGUGGUCCUUAGGAUAUCUCCUCCUUUCUCGUUGGGGUGAAACAGGAAUAAUACUCUCGAUUUCUUCUCCUCAAAGUCUAUGUAUAUGUUCAGCAGUGUACGUCGUACGACUGUGCGGCAUUUUUAAUACCAAGGCUGGCCAUGACAGGUAUUAUGGAGACGUUAAUAGAAUAUGGCAUUUCGGAUG
Molecule: messenger RNA, 2819 nt
Organism: Cadophora gregata
Lineage: Eukaryota; Fungi; Ascomycota; Leotiomycetes; Helotiales; Ploettnerulaceae
Exons: 1
Coding region: 267-1994 (575 amino acids)
Cellular component (GO): nucleus
Molecular function (GO): chromatin DNA binding
Source: RefSeq, a predicted model, not a curated record